UGCACAAUUCCCAUGGCAUUCGUAACGAGAAGUGGUUCAGUACUGGGUGAUCACCAGCAAGGAGGCAGCUGCUUGACAUGCAAGCUGAGCCUGAGCUAUUUAGUGUUCUAGAGAACCCGCGUCUCUGUGCUCACUGAGUGGGCCUCUAAGUGACUUCCUCGUACCCGAAUCAAACUACCUACGCAAAAACAUGUUGAGUUUUCAGGAAGAACCAUUACAGAUGAAAUCUUGCAACCACAUUUUCUGGUGAGAGGACGCCAUGUGGGGCAUGAAGACCAGGCAACACUUCGAGCCUUCCUCGGCGUCAGUCUCAGCUGCAGGAGCAGCUAAUGGCAAUACAGCUGUUUCACUGCGUUCAGCUAGAACGAAGACUCGAGGAAGUUCAAGAAUGAGCAGGAGAAGAAUUUCUUGCAAAGACCUUGGACGGCCAGACUACCAGGGAUGGCUGUACAAGAAGAAGUCCAACAAGGGCUUUAUUGGCAACAAAUGGAAAAAGUAUUGGUUUGUGCUGAAAGGGACCUACCUGUAUUGGUACAUCAACCAAGCUGCAGAGAAAGCUGAAGGCUUCGUUAAUUUACCAGAUUUCAAAAUUGAUCAAGGCACAGAAUGCAAAAAGAAACAUGCAAUAAAGGCCAGCCAUUCAAAACACAAGACCUUCUACUUUGCCGCAGAGAAUGCUGAAGACAUGAGCACAUGGAUUAACAAAAUGGGAUUAGCUGCUAUUGAGUAUGUUCUGCCCCCUUCGGAAGCGAAAACAGAAGACUGCUGGAGUGAGAGUGAGCAGGAAGAUACCGAUGUUUCAGCAGAGGCACCAAACUCAGCGCAUGCAUCGGGACGACAGGAGCAGCAUGCAACUCCACUACAAUCUUCAUUCACGCCCAGCGAAACGUUGAAUACAUUUUCAUCUCUGGAGAGCACAGCAUCUUGUGCAUCAGCAUCUGCUGCUUCACUGUCACAACACAACUCCCCGGGAAGGCAAUCCUGUCAAGACAUUGUCCGUUUAUCACAAACUGAUAUUGGAACCCUCUGCUCAUCAUCUGAUGCACAACAUAGUGCAGGAUCGUCGCAGCAAGUAACGUGCGGAAAUGCUACACAAGAGCUGAACAGGAUUUCCUCUGGACCGAGGGACAAUCGCACUGCAGGAGGACCACGGUCCUUGGUCGAUGGUGAAGGUACGGAAACGUCAGGACACCCUGAUGUUCUCAGCACCCGUGAGAAAGAACAACCACAAAAUUCUGACGAAAUGGAGCAAUUGUAUAAAUCGUUGGAGCAAGCAAGUCUUUCUCCGAUUGGAGGACAUCGAGCAUCAACAAAGAGGGAUUUCAGGCGAUCCUUUAUAAAGCGCAGUAAAAAUCCUGUUGUCAAUGAAAGACUGCACAAAUUGAGAACAUUGAACAGUACGCUAAAGUCCAAAGAAGCUGACCUGGCAGUAAUAAACAUACUCCUGGAAAGUUCGCAGUUGACCGCAGAGAAAUUCCGACAGUGGAAAGAAGAUUAUUCACUAUUGCUGCAGGAUAUUUGCAAAGGAGUCCAGUCUAAAGUUUGUGCCGCAAGGAAUUCUGGAAUGCUGGAGAAUCGGGUACCAUCAGCUCUUGUAUCAGAUGCUUAAUUUGGACAUUUAACUUACUCAGAUGUGGUACUUUGUCUUGGUCGAACAAAGCUGUUUCCUGAAGCACGAAGAAUUAUAGGACUUCCAACAAGCCAAUCUAGCCAGUAAACUAAUAAGAAACAGUGCUUAUUGUGACUUUAGGUCAUCAUUUUCAACUUUCAUCACAGGACUUGUGAAUGAUUAUUUAAUUUAUAGGCAAUUGCACUGAGUAAUGGCUACAGUUUUAUUUGUAAGUAAACACCUCUUUAGAGGGUCGAAGUUUAUAGAGAACAUUCAUAGUCUAUUUUUGUUUUAUUCUAUUUAUUCUCAAUUGUGAUCGGGCAUGAAAUGGUUCUGAAGCCUGCAGUAUCUGAAACAUAUUUGCACAUGUAAAAAAAUCUGUAUAUAUGAAAUGUCACUUGAGAAACAAAUACAAUGCCAAUGAUUCCACUGAAAGUAAAGGCUAAUGUGCAUAUUAAGUCCCAUUUUUAUUUUUAAACAAUUGCAGUUGAAAUCAUCAGCACAAUAAAAAUGUGCCUGCAAACGUUAAGGUCAUAAGUGAUAGGAGCAGAAUUAGGUCAUUCGGCCCAUCAGAUCUACUCGCCCAUUCAAUCAUGGCUGAUCUAUCUCUCCCUCCUAACCCCAUUCUCCUGACCUCUCCCCGUAACCCUUGACACCCGUACAUGUUGUUGAAGAGACAUGAUCUGCAGGGAUAUGGGGUUGGUUGUUUGGAAGUGGGUGAGGUUCUCUUUCAACAAUUGUCCUACAGUGAUGUAAAUUGUCUAUACUGUACAUUCUCGUUUACAUUCUGAUUUAAUUGUACCAAUCAAAGGUUUGUUGUAAAACAUAGUGCAAUGAGGAUAUUUUUUCUAUUCUUUCACCAUUAUAAAAUCAUAAUA
Molecule: messenger RNA, 2487 nt
Organism: Amblyraja radiata (thorny skate)
Lineage: Eukaryota; Metazoa; Chordata; Chondrichthyes; Rajiformes; Rajidae
Gene: ipcef1
Product: interaction protein for cytohesin exchange factors 1
Exons: 11
Coding region: 260-1609 (449 amino acids)
Source: RefSeq, a predicted model, not a curated record